Molecule: messenger RNA, 369 nt
Organism: Diplodia corticola
Lineage: Eukaryota; Fungi; Ascomycota; Dothideomycetes; Botryosphaeriales; Botryosphaeriaceae
Product: nadh:ubiquinone oxidoreductase subunit
Exons: 2
Coding region: 1-369 (122 amino acids)
Source: RefSeq, a predicted model, not a curated record
AUGGCGUCCUCGAUCCGCAACACGACGGCCGCGUUCCGCCGCAUGGCCGCCGCCACCACCACCACCACGUCGAACGCGGUCGGCGGCCGCGGCAGCAGGAACCUGUCCUCGACCCCGCGCCGCCUCGGCGGCGACGCGCACGCGCACGGCGACCACUACGACCCGCCCAGCGGCUGGCUGUUCGGCGUCGCACCCGGCAAGUACCAGAAGGAGGGCUGGGAGAACAUCUGGAUCUGGGGCUUCCUCGGGAGCCUUGGCAUGGCGGGCCUGGCCUACUGCUACAAGCCUGAUACGAGUAUACAAACCUGGGCUCUUGAGGAGGCCCGGAGACGGCUCGAGGCCGAGGGCAUUCUGGAGGACAAGAACUAA